UGAUCUCAGUAAAAGUUGGAGAGCAGGUUUCAAUCAAUCAGGCUCAGAUUAGCUAAUGGUUGAGCUUCUGAAUUUAUCGCAUCUCUUCUCAUUAUAAGGUUCUUGGAGUCAUUUGCUUUUUUUGGAAUCAGAAUGGUCUGUCUAUAUUCGUAUAGAAUAACUGCUCAGAAUAAACUUUAUGUGCAAAAUUAUUUUGAGUUUUAUUAUUUUCAACCCUGGCUACUGAAUGGGAGGAGGUUAAGGUAUACAGAAGAGAGGAUGAAACGAGUAUUUUAAGUCCUGAAUGUACUAUGGAUAUUGAAUAUUUCUCUAUCUCAUGUUGUAGUGUCCGAAUUGACUCCAUGGCAAUGGGUUGUGGUUUGUUGUUGUAAUGUUGUAAAGAGGAGCCCAGGUGGGCCAGUGGUUAAGCAUUCCGCCGCUAAACAUAAGGUCAGCAGUUUGAGUCCACCAGCUCUUCCUUGGUGACCCUAUGCGGCGGUUCUACUCUGUCCUAAAGGGUCGCUAUGAGUCGGAAUCAACUGGAUUCCCGCUGUCCCCCACGUUUUUUUCAAAAACUGGCCCUUUUUUGGUACGUACGGCUAGUUUUCAAAUAUGGCCGCCUCCAGUCAGACACUACAAGAGGGCGCAGACAUAUUAUUCUGUAAGUCGACGCCAGAUUUGCGGUUUUCUCUGCGCUUUCAAAAGUCCCCGACCCUCGCGGGCUACCGUAGGCGACCAAGAGUUCUACGCGAAGGGUGGCGAAGUGGGACUCUCACGGAAGUAAGUGCAUAUUUUCAGAACUUCGGUUCAUUCAGGAGAAAAACAGGUCAGUGUGUGUUUUUGUUUUGUCCUUGAAACAGGGCGAGGUGGUGUGUGGACGUGGUGUCGUGAGGACAAAUGGAGUUCCUGAGAGGAGCGCAGGGGUUUAAAUGCUUCGGGGGGAGCAUGUGGGAGUCCGGUGCUUUAGGGGUCAGAGAUGGGGUGAGCACUUUUGUACAGAGAUUAACGCUGUCCAGACUGAGGGUACGGGGUCUUUGUGCAUCACUCUCUUUGUAAGAGGUGCAAGUGGUAUUUACGGUGAAUGCGUUGUCUGGUUCGGGUUCGGGGUUUAAUGUGGGGCUCUGAAGUUGGAACCGGGGUAUGGACAACAUACGGGUUGCCUGGACCAGAUUUCUCAUUAAUCAGGGCGUGAGGGUGGUCAGUGUCUGUGUGGCAGAGGCUCGUCUGGCUUGAAGUUUUGGAAGCCCCAAAUCCCAGGAACCUCAGCUACUGUUCCAGAAGGCAUUAUAUUCUCCUGGCAGUAGUUCAAAAACCUUGGUUUAUGUAAUCACAUGUUUUCUCCUCUCAUCCACCAGUCGGCUAACUACUGUCUAAAGAACUAAUCCAGCACGCCGGCCAUCCAUCUAGAGCUGCCUUUGUGCUGCAGAAGUAUAGUUCAGUCGUUGUGUGGGAGAUCUUAUGGCCUGCAAAGCGUCACGUACAUGCACACUUUCUACUUUGCUGACAGACUGUCUAUUUUGUUUAUUCAUCCUCUGGCAAGGUGAACCAUAUCCCAAUUUAUUAGUAAGUCUUUAUGUGUCCAGUUACCGUUGGUAAGGUUAGUAAUGGCAUGCAGAUGAGUCUGGAUAUGUGGACAAAUUCCACCCAUGUGUGUUUGUAAAAAUGCUCGACUAUUAGAAAAUGUUGAUUUUAUCUGUGUCAUUUCUCCCAUUAAUUCCUUACAUUUCUUACGUGUGCCACUUCUGUUUAUCUUUUAUUAAUUGAUUAUGGAUUGAAUUGUGUCCCCCCAAAAUACGUGUUGUAAAUCCUAACCUCUAUGCCUGUGGUUAUAAUCCUAUUUGGGAACAGGUUGUCUUUGCUGUGUUAAUGAGGUAGGAUUGGUGUAGGGUAUAUUUAGAGUCAUUCUCUUUUGAUAUGUAAAAGUGAUUAAACAAGCAAAAGUAACAGAGAUGGCAAAAGAGAGAUGACAAGCUGCAUGAACAUCACCCAGGGGCAGAAGCUCAAAAGAGACAAGGAUCUUCCUCCAGUGCCAACAGAGACAGAAAGCCUUCCCCUAGAGCCAGCACCCUGAAUUUGGACUUCUAAUCUUCUAAACUCCUGCAGGUCUUGGCCCCCGAGCAACAAGAGAAUCAUUGGAGGGAAGAAGGAAGAGGUUACAGGACUUGAGUAUUGUCAUUUUUGGGAACACCCUUGAUGGGAGACUGAAAUUUCUGAGCAGACAUUACAGCUGAUCCAGAAAACACAAAGACAAAGCAUCCCAGUUGCUGACAAUGUCUCAAAGAAAUGUCACCAAGAAAAUGGUGAUGGCCCAGGAAACACUGACAUUCAGCGAUGUGUUUGUGAAGCUCACCUGGGAGGAAUGGCAACUCCUGGACUCUGCUCAGAAGGAGCUGUACUGGGCUGUGAUGUUGGAGAACUAUAACAACCUGCUGUCUGUUGGGUGUCCUGUUAGCAAACCAGAUGCACUCUCCAGGUUGGAACGAGGAGAAAAACCAUGGACUCUAUUAGACGAAAGCCAUAGUGGAAUCUUUUCAGAAAUUUGGAGAAUUGAUGAUUGUCUGCUUGGGUGCUUGCAGAAUGAAAGCAGGGUGGACAGACGGGAACAGUGCUAUGAACAUAACACAUUGGAAAAUAUUGUUCAUCGGCAAAAAAAUCCAUUUCCUUUAAGGGAAAAUCAUGGUAUGUUUGACUUACAUGGAAAAGCUCUGAAAUCAACUUUAACAGCACUUGACCAGAGCAGAAGCAAUGCGAUAAAAAACUCUGCUGAGCUUAAUGGAGAUGAGAAAACCUUUCUCCAUGCUGACCAAGAGCAACGUUAUACUGGAGUGAAAUUUUGUGAGAGUCAGAAAUCCAGUAACACUAAAUGCCAACUCGUUCAGCAUCAGAAAACUCAAAAAAUAGAGAAACCACGUGUACGCAGUACAUGUAAGGAAGCCUUCAUCAGGAAGUCUUUCCGUACAGAGCAUCAGAUCAUUCAUACAAGAGAGAAACCGUAUAGAUGUAGUGUAUGUAGGGAAAUCUUCUUUAAAAAGUCCAAGCUCAUCGAACAUCACACAACUCAUAAAGGACAAAAACCAUAUCAGUGCACAGAAUGUGGCAAAGCCUAUUACUGUAAAUCACACCUCAGUAAACAUCAGGAAAUUCAUAUGACAGAAAACCCUUAUAUAUGUAGUGAAUGUGGAAAAAGUUUCAUCCAUAAAGUAAACCUCACUGUUCAUCAGCGAACUCAUACUGGAGAGAAACCAUAUAUAUGCAGUCAGUGUGGAAAAGGUUUCAUCCGGAAAAACGAUCUCACUGUUCAUCAGCGAACUCAUACUGGAGAGAAACCCCAUAUAUGCAGUCAGUGUGGGAAAGGCUUCAUCCAUAAAGUAAAUCUCACUGUUCAUCAGCGAACUCAUACUGGAGAGAAACCCUAUACAUGCAGUCAAUGUGGAAAAGGCUUCAUCCGGAAAAAUGAUCUCACUGUUCAUCAGCGAACUCAUACUGGAGAGAAACCUCAUAUAUGCAGUCAUUGUGGAAAAGGCUUCAUCCAGAAGAGAGAUCUCACUAUUCAUCAGCGAACUCAUACUGGAGAGAAACCUUAUGUAUGCAGUGCAUGUGGAAAAGGCUUCAUCCGGAAUAGAAAUCUCACUAUUCAUCAGCGAACUCAUACUGGAGAGAAACCGUAUAUAUGCCAUGAAUGUGGAAAAGGCUUUAUCCAGAAGAGAGAUCUAACUAUUCAUCAGCGAACUCAUACUGGAGAGAAACCCUACAUAUGUAGUGAUUGUGGAAAAGGCUUCAUCCAUAAAGUAGAUCUCACUGUGCAUCAGCGAACUCAUACUGGGGAGAAACCCUAUAUAUGCAGUACAUGUGGUAAAGGCUUCAUCCGUAAAAAUGAUCUCACUGUGCAUCAGCGAACUCAUACUGGAGAGAAACCCUAUAUAUGUAGAGAAUGUGGAAAAGGCUUCACCCAGAAGGGAAAUCUCAUUACUCAUCACCGAAUUCAUACUGGAGAGAAACCCUAUGUAUGUGGUGAAUGUCAUAAAGCCUUCAGUCAGAAGACAUGCCUCAUAGCACAUCAGAGAUUUCACACAGGAGUAUCUCCCUUUUUAUGUAGUGAAUGUGGAAAAUUUUAUUCUCAGAAGUCAAGUCUCAUUAUACAUCAGAAAAUUCACACAGGCGAGAAACCCUUUAAAUGUGGUGAAUGUGAGAAGGCCUUCGAUAAGAAGCCAAAGCUCAUUGUACAUCAGAGAUCUCAUAGGAGAGACACCAUAUGGCUGCAGUGAGUGUGGAGGAACUUUUGUCUAUAUGUCUUCCCUAGAGAAGAAACACAAUAGAGAGAAACAUGUAUGUUCAGUCAAGGUGGAAGACCUUCCACGGUGAGGCACAUUCCAGUGA
This is a messenger RNA of Loxodonta africana (African savanna elephant), 4356 nucleotides long. RefSeq names its product zinc finger protein 432-like. The transcript is spliced from 5 exons. Bases 2250 to 4244 code for a protein of 664 amino acids. Gene Ontology annotation, molecular function: DNA-binding transcription factor activity, RNA polymerase II-specific; RNA polymerase II cis-regulatory region sequence-specific DNA binding. The record is from RefSeq and is a predicted model, not a curated record. Gene Ontology annotation, biological process: regulation of transcription by RNA polymerase II. NCBI's taxonomy places the organism in Eukaryota, Metazoa, Chordata, Mammalia, Proboscidea, Elephantidae.